AUGGAUUCAUACCCUUCUCAGGUCAAUCUCCCGGCGAAGCUGGAGGCCAGUAGGAUAAAUGCGCUACCACCCGCCGCCUAUUAUAUCGCCGACUUCAUCAGUGAAGAUGAAGAGCAAGCAAUCCUGCACAAGGUAGAAACAGCACCCAAGGCGAGAUGGAGGCAGCUUACGCAUCGACGGCUCCAAACCUGGCCGUCGGAUCUCGUCAAAGACACGUUACUCGAUGCCCGGCCGCUACCCGACUGGUUAGAGCAGCCCGUUGUGCCGCGCUUGCUCUCAAUCCCGCUAUCUGAUAACGAGCCGAAUCUCUUUGCCACGAGCCCCCAUGGUCGACCGAACCACGUCCUUAUCAACGAGUAUCCCCCAAGCACAGGUAUCAUGCCGCACAAGGACGGCGGCGCGUACCAUCCCGUCGUCUGCACAGUGAGCCUCGGCUCCAGCUUGUGCCUCAAUCUUUACAAGAGCAAGGAGGAUGGCGCGCUAGACCCGGAGCCUGUAUGGAGAAUUCUGCAAGAACCGCGCAGUCUCUUGGUUACGACUGCCGAACUCUAUUCUGAGUAUCUCCACGGCAUAGAGCCGAUCUCAGCCGACGUAAACAUCUCGGAGCAGACCAUCGCUAACUGGAGCCUGCUGCGCUCGCCGUCGCUCUACCGAGAUGGGCUCAACCAGCGAAAGACGCGCAUCAGCCUGACAUAUCGCGACGUUCUGAAGGUCUCGAAACUGGGAAGCAAGCUUGGGCCCAUGUUCAAGCUGCCGUGA
Canariomyces notabilis is the source of this 759-nucleotide messenger RNA. RefSeq lists its product as uncharacterized. Gene Ontology annotation, cellular component: nucleus. Lineage: Eukaryota; Fungi; Ascomycota; Sordariomycetes; Sordariales; Chaetomiaceae. The record is from RefSeq and is a predicted model, not a curated record. Bases 1 to 759 code for a protein of 252 amino acids. The transcript has 2 exons.